This is a messenger RNA of Tribolium castaneum (red flour beetle), 1414 nucleotides long. RefSeq lists its product as uncharacterized. The coding region runs from base 108 to 1337 and encodes 409 amino acids. Gene Ontology annotation, molecular function: aspartic-type endopeptidase activity. The transcript is spliced from 9 exons. Gene Ontology annotation, cellular component: lysosome. Gene Ontology annotation, biological process: cell death; proteolysis. The record is from RefSeq and is a predicted model, not a curated record. NCBI's taxonomy places the organism in Eukaryota, Metazoa, Arthropoda, Insecta, Coleoptera, Tenebrionidae.
AUGGCCAUAAGACGAGUUAUUGGCUUUUGGUAUUCGAUCGUGAGUUGUGUCUAACGUAAAACAAUAAACCGGUGUUUGGAGCAAUUUUUGUGUGAAAAUAAUCGAAAAUGAUGUCUCAUUGUUACUUAGUCACAACUUUUAUUUUACUUGUGCUGGCCAAAUACGGUGUUGCCGACAAGAAACAUACUUUUAGUUUUGAAAUUCGCCGGCAAAAAACACCCACUGAACAGUACAUCAACCAUGGACAUCAUUUUGGUCGUAAGUUCCAGGAAGUUAUUGAGGGGCCGGGGCCACGGGAUAACGACUCCAUCGCUUUGUACAGGUUUUUGGACGAUGAAUUUUAUGGUGAAAUAGUUAUUGGCCAUCCUGGGCAAAAGCUGAACGUUGCGUUUGAUACAACUUGGAGUUACUCAUGGGUGAUAUCCUCGAAGUGCAGUUCUAUCAAAACGAUUGGAUGCUAUUUUCACAACAAAUACGAUCAUAACAAAUCAUCUGAAUAUAAAAAGGAUGGUCGUCCUUUUGCAAUGGAUUUGGGCACUUACAACCUAACUGGGUUCUAUUCUUACGAUAACAUUUCUAUAGCCCAUUCCAACGUCACUGCACAAUCGUUUAUCGAAAUGGUGUAUGUCCCGUAUGAGUUUGUGUUCAACAAAGCGGACGGCGUAAUGGGUCUAGGCUUAAAAACUGACGAAAAUUACGAUCCUUUUUUCUACACUUUACUGAAACAGAAGAAAAUAAAGAAUCCAAUUUUUUCCAUUUAUUUGAACAGAGAUCGGCAGUCAAAUCGUGGAGGUAAUGUUAUGUUGGGUUUUGUUGACCUUAAGCACGUCCACAAAACCAAAGUGGGCAAAAAAAUCGUUUAUGACAAUUUCACUUACUUGCCGGUGGAAAAUUAUGCUUAUUGGCAAUUCCAAAUGGACCAAGUUGUUGUAAAAGUCAGUAAAGAUAAUAAUGUCGUUGUGUGUGAAAAAGGUUGUAAAGCUAUUGUGGACACUAGCUCUAACGCUAUUGUAGGCCCUCAAGCCGACAUCGCUCAAAUACACGACGCAAUUAACGCAAAUGAGUUUUUCUUGCACCGAUAUACGGUGAAUUGCGAUACUGUAAAUAAAUUACCGAAAAUUGACUUUAUGUUGGGUGGGACAAAUUUUACACUUUCGGGAGAAGACUACACGGUUAAAAUGUCUUAUCAUUCUGUGACUAUUUGCCUAUCAGCUUUUAUUCCUGCCAACACAAUUCAAGAACAAGAUCGCUGGAUUCUUGGAGGGGCAUUUUUGGCCGAAUUUUAUACAGUUUACGACGUACAAGCUAGGACCAUUGGCUUUGUUAAAACUAAUUAGCUUUGCUUAACCUGCCUUGUAAUCUUUUUUUGCUCUCUAGUGUUUUGUAUUUUGCUUCCAAUAAAUGAUUAAUGCCU